AUGAAGUCCCCUUGUCCACAUCCGUCUGCGUCCCUCGAUAGCAGCGGAAGCAGCGGGGAGGGGGGAACGACGAGCGUGAGUUUAGGAAGCAGUGGUGGACGUGACGCGUUACCGGUCGACACGUCAGCCGCCGAGGAAACAGCGCCAGAUGCGGAGAGGGAGCUUUCAGCCGCCACCGCCGCGAUGACAGGCAAAGGCGCUUCGGACGCAGCAGCAGCAGCAGGCGAAGAGGCGAAACACGCAGCAGGAAACGAGCCGAGUAGCACCGAGAAAGCAGCAGCGAGUGCUAGUAGCAGCACCGGUGCUGCUACUAACGAGGAUAAAGGCAUCCACGUGUUCGUAUCGACGGACGAGACGGACCUCCGGCCGAUCGCCGUGGUGAUCAACUCGACGCUUGUGAACGCGCGCGAGCCGUGGCGCGUGGAUUUCCAUCUGGUGGUCCCAGAGAAAAACGUUGCCGCGAUGCGGAAGAAACUGCUGCCGCUCUUCCCGUCCACGCGCAUCGAGAUCGUGAGCAUCAGCCCCUCGCUCGCCAACGGCACUGCCACUGCUGCUGCACCCGCUGCUGCUACAGCCGCCGCUGCUACAGCCGCCGCUGGGGCAGGGGCAGGGGCAGGAGUAGCAGCGGCAGCAGAGGGAGCAGGAGGGGCGAUGCGGAUGGGGUGGUGGGAGAAGCUCGGCGCGCUUAUCACGUACAAGGAGGGCAGCGGCGCGCGCAAGGAGCUCGUCUCCAUCUUCAACUUCCUGCCGUUCUACCUCCCCCAGAUGGCGCCGCAAUUCCGGAGGAUUGUCUACUUGGACGCGGAUAUUGUCGUGGUGGGCGACAUUGGCGAGCUGGCUGACGUGGACAUGGAGGGUCGGCCAGUGGCGGCAGUGCAGGACUGCAUGCAGACCUUCAAGACCUACUUUGACUUUGACCAGCUGGCAGCGAUUCAGGCUCGGAAAGACCCUUCCAAGCCAUGGAUGCCCUCGGGGCCCUUCAAUAAGACCACAUGCGUUUUCAACCGUGGAGUGCUGCUCAUGGAUGUGCAGCGCUGGUUACAAAGUAACAUCUCUGGUGCAAUCGAGUGGUGGAUGUCUGAGUUCAGUCGUGCACCCAAUCCCCUUUAUAAGUUCGGCAUGUCGCAGCCGCCGUUCCUGUUGACGAUUUACGAUCGGUAUAAGAAGCUGGACCGGAUAUGGAACACCCGAGGCUUGGGAAGGGACAGGUUCGGCGAGAAGGAACGGGACUACCUAGCCACGAUUGGACUCGGGCGGCCGCCGAAGCGGCCGUUUGUCAGUUUCUGGGCAGAUUCAGCCAAAAUUUUACAUUUCAACGGGAAAUUCAAACCGUGGAGAGGGAAGAGGGAGAGGAGGGAAGGGGAGGAGGUGAAGUCAGUGUGUGGAGAGAAGAGGUUUGACUGUGCGAGGCUGUGGUGGCAGUACUUAUCUCCCGAAGCUGAGGCGGAGCUUCGGAGGAAAGGCAAGGGGAAGAAAGUGAGCACUGCGACACAUGCUGUGCAAGAUGCGUAG
This is a messenger RNA of Closterium sp. Yama58-4, 1512 nucleotides long. NCBI's taxonomy places the organism in Eukaryota, Viridiplantae, Streptophyta, Zygnematophyceae, Desmidiales, Closteriaceae. The record is from the annotation of a GenBank genome assembly.